GCAUGCCAUCCUGUAACUUGGCCGAGCCGGCCAACUUUGCUGGGGGACGGCGUAUAAAGAUGCGCGCGACGCGUCGGAACACCCCAGCUCGCAGCCUUUCUUUCAUUCUUUCAGAGCUCCCAGGUACAGGUGCCGGUCGCCUUACUUGUACUUCUUUUUUGCACUCUCUCGUUACGAUUUUACGACUUUUCUAACUCUCCUCUUCUACUCAACCGUUCUACUUUACGCCGUUUUUUCACGAUGCGUUCCUACUCCGCCAUCCCUGUCGCGCUUGUCGCUGCUGCGUCCGUCGCGCCUGCCUUCGCUGCCCCGAUUUUCAGGACCACUGACAUCGAGGUUCGCGAUGACUCGUUCCUUCCCGCUCGGGAGGUGACUGAGUUCGACGCGCGUGCUGUUGAUGAUGACUUAGAGCUUGCUGCUCGUGAUCUCGACGAGGAGCUCUUGCUCGUUUCUUUGACGAGGAACUUGAGGCCCGUGAGCCCCACCACCACUACGAGGAGGAGGACGACACCGAGGAGCACCACCACGGGCACCACCUUCACCACGGGCACCAUGAUAGUGAGGAGUACGGCCACCACCACGGCCACCAUCCCCACCACCACCACCACCACCAUGGUGAGUUCUUCCAUGACGGUGACCACUACGACCAGCGCAUCGGGCACUACCACGGUCACCACCACCACGGCCCCCACCACCACCACCAUGGUCACUACCACCACGCGGAGGACUUCGAUGAUGAGGAGUUUGGUCACCGCCACCACCACGGCCACCACCACCACCACCCCCACAAUGGCGAGCACUACCACCACGACUUCGCCCGUGCGGCUGGUGAUGCGCCGGUGGCCGAGCAGCCUGCGACGGCGGCUCAGCCUGCCGCUGCCGCCCACCCUGCGUCUGGCGCUCACCCCGCGACCCACAAGGCUGGCGCUGCUCACUCUGGUGCAUCCGAGCACCCUACUUCACACGAGUCGUCGCACGCCGCGCACUCUGGUGUGCACAGCCAGGAGCGCCUCGGCGCACACACCGGCGCGCACGGGGAACACGGCGGCAAGGCGGGUACGCACGCGCACGUCCAGGGCGCUCACGUUGGUGCCCAUGAGCACUCCACGUCCCACUCCGGCACCGGGCACCGCUCUGGCGCUCACCGCACCUCCCACAACGCUGUUCCCGGCCAGCAUGAGGCUUCGGAGCACGGGCACGGCCGGCACCAGCACGGUGAGGCGCACCGGGACGUCGGCGCGCACACUGGCACGCAUACUCACGAGCGCGGCGCACACACCGGCACGCACUCUCACGAGCGCACCGGCGCGCACGCCAAGGCACACCCUGGUGCCCAGCGCGCAGGUUCCCAGAGCGAGGAGCACCCUCUCGGUGCUGCGCACCGCACCGAGCACAGUGCUGCCCACCCUGGCGCGCAGCACGGUGCCGCCAACGCUGGUACCGAGCACAGCGCUAGCUCUGUCCGCACCGGCGCGACGCCUGCGGUGUCGGGUACCGCGGACCACAAGACGCGUGCGUUCGAGGUGCUCGCUCGUGCGAUCUUCGGUGACUACGACGAGCUCGACUAAACGGGGGUUUGAGAACGCUGAACGGCAUGAUAUGUUCUGUAGUAGAUGGAUAGUUCAUCUGUAUUGUUACGACGAGAAUGCGAAUAGCUCUGGGCUGCGAGUCUCGCUAAUACCCCUGUGUGAUUGCGUGAGAUCUGGCUCGCAUGUGUCUCUAGCUCAAUUGUCUUGGCGAUUGUGGGUGUAUGGUGGGUCGGUCUCAUGACUGUGUUCGUCGGAAGA
Molecule: messenger RNA, 1787 nt
Organism: Fomitopsis serialis
Lineage: Eukaryota; Fungi; Basidiomycota; Agaricomycetes; Polyporales; Fomitopsidaceae
Exons: 3
Source: RefSeq, a predicted model, not a curated record